Molecule: messenger RNA, 12232 nt
Organism: Dromiciops gliroides (monito del monte)
Lineage: Eukaryota; Metazoa; Chordata; Mammalia; Microbiotheria; Microbiotheriidae
Gene: TENM1
Product: teneurin transmembrane protein 1
Exons: 33
Coding region: 872-9013 (2713 amino acids)
Biological process (GO): neuron development; signal transduction; heterophilic cell-cell adhesion
Cellular component (GO): membrane; neuron projection
Molecular function (GO): protein heterodimerization activity; cell adhesion molecule binding; protein homodimerization activity
Source: RefSeq, a predicted model, not a curated record
UUUCUCUCUUUUUCUCUCCCUUCUCUUUCUUCCCUGUCUCUUCUUUUCUUUCUCUCCCUUGCUUGCUCUCGUUUUUCUGUCUUCUCUCUCCUUUCUCCUCUCCUCUCUCACGCACAUAUACUCAAACACAUAGUCGAAGAUUCAGAGACUUGAACAUACAGACACUAGCAAGCUCUCUCUCUCUCUCUCUCUCUCUCUCUCUCUCUCUCUCUCUCUCUCUCUCUCUCUCUCUCACACACACACACACACACACACACACACACACACACACACACACACACACACCAGGGGCACUGUCACAUACCCACCGCCUCUGUCACUUUCGAGCCCCCUCGCCUUCCGAACUGCUGCCGGAGCUGGGCUCCGUCAGUGGCAUAAGGCGCCAGAGGAGGAGAAGGAGGAGAGCCGAGAGUGGGGAGACAGCCCCGGCUCGUGCCCCGUGUCCCGUGCCCCUGCCCCUGUCCCUGCCGCUGCUGCCACCGCCUCCUCCUCCUAGUCCUCGGCAGCUCAGGGAUGCGGCCAGCUGAGCCGUCACCGCCGCUUCUUCGGCAGCCGCAGUAAUGUGGAUUUAUAGUCGCUCCUCUCUGGAGGCUGUCCAGUCCCAGGCACCGACCUCGGCACAGGCAGAGGCAUUGGCGCACCGACAGCUCCCCGGGCUGGGCAGAGGCCGGCGCCACUGAGCACCUGCCAGUGCAGCCCAAACUUGAUUUCGGACUCGGGAGGUUCAAGGAACCAGCCUCCUCAAGUGCUCCUGAAGCUUGACUCUUUCCUGAUCAAAUCCCUUUUCUGAUUUACACAGGCCUACAGGACUGCCUGUGUGCAUUAAGGUGUCCUUCUUUCUUUUCAUGACAUUGAGCUUGCUUAAUCAAAGAUGGAGCAAAUGGACUGUAAGCCCUACCAGCCUCUGUCCAAAGUCAAGCAUGAAAUGGACCUAGCUUAUACUAGCUCUUCAGAUGAGAGCGAAGAAGGACGAAAACCAGGACAACCCUACAACUCUCGAGAAACUCUGCAUGAGUAUAACCAAGAGCUACGACUCCACUGUAACAGCCAGAGCAGAAAAAGGAAGGAAGUCGAGAAAUCUCCUCAAGAGAUGGAAUUCUGUGAGACUCCCCAUAUUCUGUGCUCAGGCUACCAGACAGACAUGCACAGUGUGUCUCAGCAUGGCUACCAGUUAGAGAUGGGCUCUGAUGUGGAUACAGAGACAGAAGGUGGCACCUCUCCUGACCAUGCCUUGAGGAUGUGGAUGAGGGGAAUGAAAUCGGAACACAGUUCAUGUUUAUCAAGCCGAGCCAACUCUGCAUUGUCCUUGACUGACACAGACCAUGAAAGGAAGUCUGAUGGAGAGACUGAUAUGCCAAACAGUCCACAUAACCAGUUCACCUUCAGACCCCUCCCGCCACCGCCACCACCUCCUCAUGCGUGCACAUGUGCCAGGAAGCCACCCCCCACGGCAGACUCUCUCCAGAGGAGGUCAAUGACUACUCGAAGCCAGCCUAGUCCGGCAGCACCGACUCCCCCAACCAGUACCCAGGAUUCUGUGCAUCUGCAUAACAGCUGGGUUUUGAAUAGCAACAUACCGUUGGAGACAAGGCAUUUCCUAUUUAAACAUGGAUCUGGCUCUUCAGCUAUCUUCAGUGCUGCCAGUCAGAAUUACCCUUUAACAUCCAAUACGGUUUACUCUCCACCUCCACGGCCACUUCCUAGAAGCACAUUUUCUAGACCUGCCUUCACUUUUAACAAGCCUUACAGGUGCUGCAACUGGAAGUGCACAGCCUUGAGUGCCACUGCCAUCACUGUGACCCUGGCUCUGCUGCUGGCCUAUGUGAUUGCAGUACAUCUGUUUGGCCUGACUUGGCAAUUGCAGCCAGUUGAAGGACAGCUCUACGAAAAUGGAGUUAGCAAGGGAAACCGAGGGACUGAAUCAAUGGAUGCUACCUACCCACCAAUCGGGGGAAAGGUUUCUGAUAAAACAGAGAAAAAAGUGUUUCCAAAGGGACGAGCUAUAGACACAGGAGAAGUUGACAUUGGAGCGCAAGUCAUGCAAACCAUCCCACCUGGUUUAUUCUGGCGUUUUCAGAUCAUGAUUCACCAUCCAAUCUAUCUGAAAUUUAACAUCUCUUUAGCCAAGGACUCUUUGUUGGGAAUUUAUGGAAGAAGAAACAUUCCGCCUACCCAUACCCAGUUUGAUUUUGUAAAACUGAUGGAUGGAAAGCAGCUCCAGAAACAGGAUCCCAAGAACUCUGAGGAUAUACAGCAUAGUCCAAGGAACCUGAUCUUAACCUCCCUGCAAGAGACAGGUUUCAUCGAGUACAUGGACCAAGGGGCUUGGUACCUAGCCUUCUACAAUGAUGGAAAAAAGAUGGAGCAAGUGUUUGUAUUAACUACAGCAAUUGAAAUAAUGGAUGACUGCUCUACAAAUUGCAAUGGAAAUGGGGAGUGUAUCUCUGGCCACUGUCACUGUUUCCCAGGAUUCCUUGGCCCUGACUGCGCAAGAGAUUCGUGCCCUGUGCUAUGUGGUGGAAAUGGAGAGUACGAGAAAGGACACUGUGUCUGUCGGAAUGGAUGGAAAGGGCCAGAGUGUGAUGUUCCUGAGGAACAAUGCAUUGACCCAACAUGCUUUGGCCAUGGUACCUGCAUCAUGGGAGUUUGCAUUUGCAUGCCAGGAUACAAAGGCGAAGUCUGCGAAGAAGAGGACUGCCUGGAUCCAAUGUGUUCCAGCCAUGGCAUCUGUGUCAAAGGAGAAUGCCACUGCUCCACCGGCUGGGGAGGAGUCAACUGUGAAACUCCUCUUCCUGUAUGUCAAGAGCAAUGUUCAGGACAUGGAACUUUCCUUUUGGAUGCUGGAGUCUGCAGCUGUGAACCCAAGUGGACAGGGUCCGACUGCUCAACAGAGCUCUGCACCAUGGAUUGUGGUAGCCAUGGAGUCUGCUCCAGGGGAAUUUGCCAGUGCGAAGAAGGCUGGGUAGGACCCACCUGUGAGGAGCGUACUUGCCCUUCUCACUGUGCUGAGCAUGGGCACUGCAGAGAUGGAAAGUGUGAGUGCAGUCCAGGAUGGGAAGGAGACCACUGUACUAUUGCUCACUACUUAGAUGCUGUCCGAGAUGGUUGCCCAGGGCUGUGCUUUGGAAAUGGGAGAUGUACGCUGGAUCAGAAUGGUUGGCACUGUGUAUGUCAGGUGGGCUGGAGUGGUUCAGGAUGCAACAUUGUCAUGGAAAUGGUUUGUGGAGACAGCCUGGACAAUGAUGGAGAUGGUCUGACAGACUGUGUGGACCCUGACUGCUGCCAACAAAGCAACUGCUACAUCACCCCUCUCUGCCAGGGCUCUCCAGACCCCCUGGACCUUAUUCAGCAGAGCCAGCCCUUGCUCUCCCAGCAUCCUCCACGACUCUUCUAUGACCGAAUCAAAUUCCUCAUUGGCAAAGACAGCACGCAUGUCAUUCCUGGAGAAGCCUUAUUUGACAGCAGACGUGCCUGUGUGAUUCGAGGCCAGAUUGUGGCUGUGGAUGGAACACCUCUAGUUGGGGUGAAUGUCAGCUUCUUAGGCCACAGCGAUUAUGGAUAUACCAUCAGCCGACAAGAUGGAAGCUUUGAUCUUGUGGCCAUUGGAGGAAUUUCAGUCACAUUGGUCUUUGACCGAUCACCAUUCUUGUCUGAGAAAAGGACCCUCUGGUUGCCUUGGAACCAAUUUAUAGUAGUGGAGAAAGUAACCAUGCAGAGAGCUACUGUACCUUCUCCAUCCUGUGACAUCUCUGCCUUGAUGAGCCCAAACCCAAUUGUGCUCCCUUCUCCCCUCACAUCAUUUGGAGGGUCCUGCCCUGAGAGGGGGACUGUUGUUCCAGAGCUCCAGGUCGUCCAGGAGGAAAUCCCCAUCCCAUCCAGCUUUGUGAAGCUGAGUUACCUGAGCAGCCGAACCCCAGGCUACAAGACCCUGCUCCGAAUCCUCCUGACCCACUCGGCUAUCCCCAUGGGGAUGAUCAGGGUGCACCUCAUGGUGACCGUGGAAGGCCGUCUGCUGCAGAAGUGGUUUCCUGCUGCAAUCAAUCUUGUCUACACAUUUGCCUGGAACAAAACUGACAUCUAUGGGCAGAAGGUUUUGGGCCUGGCAGAGGCAGUAGUAUCAGUGGGAUACGAGUAUGAAACAUGUCCCGACAUUAUUCUCUGGGAGAAAAGGACAGUCGUUCUACAAGGGUUUGAGAUGGAUGCUUCGAAUCUCGGAGGCUGGUCCUUGAAUAAGCAUCAUAUUUUGAAUCCCCAAAGUGGAAUUGUGCAUAAAGGGAAUGGAGAAAACAUGUUCAUUUCCCAGCAGCCUCCAGUCAUCUCAACCAUCAUGGGAAAUGGGCACCAGAGAAGCGUUGCCUGCACCAGCUGCAACGGCCUGGCCCACAACAAUAAACUUUUCGCUCCAGUUGCCUUAGCAUCUGGCCCCGAUGGCAGUGUUUAUAUUGGGGACUUCAACUUUGUAAGGAGGAUAUUUCCAUCAGGAAAUUCCAUUAGUAUUUUGGAAUUAAGAAACAGAGAUACCAGACACAGCACAAGUCCAGCUCACAAAUACUAUCUGGCUGUGGAUCCUGUGUCUGAAGCCCUUUACCUAUCAGACACAAAUACGAGAAGAGUCUACAGGUUGAGAUCUCUUGGAGAAACCAAAGAUCUGGCGAAGAAUUUUGACAUAGUGGCAGGAACAGGUGAUCAGUGCCUUCCCUUUGACCAGAGUCAUUGUGGAGAUGGAGGGAGAGCAUCCGAAGCUUCACUCAACAGCCCCAGAGGUAUCACAGUUGAUAGGAAUGGUUUCAUUUACUUUGUGGAUGGGACCAUGAUUCGGAAAAUUGAUCAGAAUGCUGUGAUCACCACCGUGAUUGGCUCAAACGGACUGACAUCCACACAGCCAUUGAGCUGUGACUCAGGAAUGGACAUCACUCAGGUACGAUUGGAGUGGCCGACAGACCUUGCAGUCAACCCCAUGGACAACUCAUUGUACAUCUUGGAUAACAACAUUGUCUUGCAAAUUUCUGAGAACAGACGAGUCCGCAUUGUUGCUGGUCGGCCCAUCCACUGUCAGGUGCCAGGGAUAGAUCAUUUCUUAGUCAGCAAGGUGGCAAUCCAUUCAACUCUGGAAUCCGCCAGGGCCAUCAGCGUCUCUCACAGUGGAAUCCUAUACAUCGCUGAAACAGACGAGAGGAAAGUGAACCGCAUCCAACAAGUCACAACCAAUGGCGAAAUCUCUCUGGUUGCUGGAGCCCCCACAGACUGUGACUGCAAAAUUGAUCCCAACUGUGACUGUUUUUCAGGUGAUGGUGGCUACGCCAAAGAUGCAAAACUCAAAGCCCCGUCUUCAUUAGCAGUUUCCCCUGAUGGCACUCUCUAUGUGGCUGACCUGGGAAAUAUCCGCAUCCGGGCUAUAAACAAGAACAAAGCUCACCUGAGUGACAUGAACCUGUAUGAGAUUGCCUCCCCAGCUGACCAAGAACUCUAUCAGUUCACCGUCAAUGGGACUCACCUGUACACACUAAACCUGAUCACCAGGGACUAUGUAUACAAUUUUACCUACAACAGCGAUGGAGACUUAGGAGCAAUUAUUAGCAGCAACGGGAACUCUGUUCACAUUCGACGGGAUGCUGGUGGGAUACCUCUGUGGCUAAUGGUGCCUGGGGGUCAGAUGUACUGGCUAACAAUAAGCAGCAAUGGUGUCUUAAAAAGAGUAUCGGCCCAAGGUUAUAACUUAGCCUUGAUGACCUAUCCUGGAAACACCGGCCUUCUGGCAACCAAAAGUAAUGAAAACGGAUGGACAACUGUUUAUGAGUAUGACCUUGAGGGCCAUCUGACCAAUGUCACCUUUCCUACUGGGGAGGUCAGCAACUUCCACAGUGACCUGGAAAAACUGACCAAAGUGGAGCUGGACACUUCCAACCGAGAAAACGUCAUCACAGCAACCAACUUCACAGCCACUAGCACCAUAUAUGUUCUAAAACAUGACAAUACCCAGAGCACCUAUCGAGUGAGCCCAGAUGGGUCCCUCCGGGUCACCUUUGCAAGCGGCAUGGAGAUCAGUCUCAACACUGAGCCACAUAUUCUCGCUGGAGCAGUCAACCCCACCUUGGGCAAGUGUAAUAUUUCCCUGCCGGGAGAGCACAAUUCUAACGUCAUUGAGUGGCGGCAGCGGAAGGAGCAAACCAAAGGCAACAUGUCAGCAUUUGAAAGGAGGCUAAGGGCCCACAACAGAAACCUGCUCUCCAUAGAUUUCGAUCACAUAACUCGCACAGGAAAAAUCUAUGAUGAUCAUCGGAAAUUCACCCUCCGGAUUCUCUAUGACCAGGCUGGUCGCCCAGUUUUGUGGUCUCCCAUCAGCAGAUAUAAUGAGGUGAACAUCACCUAUUCACACUCGGGACUAGUAACUUAUAUUCAAAGAGGAACAUGGACUGAGAAAAUGGAAUAUGACCAGGGUGGAAAGAUCAUUUCACGAACCUGGGCUGAUGGGAAAAUAUGGAGCUAUACUUACUUAGAGAAGUCCGUGAUGCUCCUUUUACAUAGCCAGCGACGUUAUAUCUUUGAAUAUGACCAAUCGGACUGCCUCCUUUCAGUCACCAUGCCCAGCAUGGUGCGCCACAGCUUACAAACCAUGCUCUCAGUGGGUUACUACAGGAAUAUCUAUACUCCUCCGGACAGUAGCACUUCUUUUAUCCAGGACUUUACCAGAGAUGGAAGACUCCUGCAGACACUUCAUCUUGGAACAGGGCGAAGAGUUCUCUACAAGUAUACUAAGCAGUCCAGACUGUCUGAGAUUCUCUAUGAUACCACUCAAGUCACAUUUACUUAUGAAGAAUCUUCGGGAGUGAUUAAGACAAUACAUCUGAUGCACGAUGGAUUCAUUUGUACAAUCAGAUACCGACAAACAGGUCCUCUUAUAGGACGUCAGAUUUUCAGAUUCAGUGAAGAAGGCCUCGUGAAUGCACGAUUUGACUAUAGUUAUAACAACUUUCGGGUCACCAGCAUGCAAGCUGUGAUAAAUGAGACUCCUUUGCCGAUAGAUCUGUACCGCUAUGUUGACGUUUCUGGGAGGACGGAGCAGUUUGGAAAAUUCAGUGUAAUCAAUUAUGACUUAAACCAAGUCAUAACCACUACGGUCAUGAAACACACCAAGAUCUUCAGCGCCAAUGGACAGGUGAUUGAAGUGCAGUAUGAAAUCCUGAAGGCAAUUGCCUACUGGAUGACCAUUCAAUAUGAUAACAUGGGCCGCAUGGUGAUAUGUGACAUAAGAGUGGGAGUAGAAGCCAAUAUAACAAGGUACUUUUAUGAAUACGAUGCUGAUGGUCAGCUUCAAACUGUCUCUGUGAAUGACAAAACCCAGUGGCGUUACAGUUAUGACCUGAACGGGAACAUCAACCUCUUAAGCCAUGGGAAUACUGCUCGCCUGACACCCCUCAGAUAUGACCUGCGAGACCGCAUCACUAGGCUAGGAGAAAUUCAGUAUAAGAUGGAUGAAGAUGGCCUUCUGCGCCAGAGGGGAAAUGAUAUAUUUGAGUAUAAUUCCAAUGGCCUACUACACAAGGCCUACAACAAGGCUUCUGGCUGGGCUGUACAAUACUACUAUGACGGACUUGGGCGACGCGUUGCCAGUAAAUCCAGUCUAGGACAGCACCUCCAGUUCUUUUAUGCAGAUCUUGGCAAUCCCAUUAGAGUUACCCAUCUCUACAAUCACACAAGCUCAGAGAUUACCUCACUGUACUAUGAUCUUCAAGGCCACCUCAUUGCAAUGGAGCUAAGCAGCGGGGAAGAAUACUAUGUGGCCUGUGACAAUACAGGAACCCCCCUGGCUGUGUUCAGUAGUCGAGGACAGGUGAUAAAAGAGAUACUGUACACACCCUAUGGUGAUAUCUAUCAAGACACUUAUCCAGACUUCCAAGUCGUCAUCGGAUUUCAUGGAGGACUCUAUGAUUCCCUCACAAAGUUAGUCCACUUAGGACAAAGAGACUACGACGUUGUUGCUGGACGUUGGACAACACCUAAUCACCAUAUAUGGAAGCAUCUGAACACUCUUCCCAAACCAUUCAACCUCUACUCAUUCGAAAAUAACUAUCCCGUUGGCAGAAUACAAGACGUUACUAAGUACACCACAGAUAUUGGAAGUUGGUUGGAGCUGUUUGGUUUCCAGUUACACAAUGUGUUGCCUGGAUUUCCAAAACCAGAAAUAGAAAGCGUGGAUUUAACCUAUGAGCUUCUGCAGCUUCAGACAAAAACUCAAGAGUGGGAUCCUGGAAAGACUAUCCUGGGCAUUCAGUGUGAGUUGAAAAAACAGCUUAGAAAUUUCAUUUCCUUGGACCAACUUCCUAUGGCUCCCAGAUACAGUGACAGGAGGUGUCUGGAAGGAGGAAAACACCCCAGGUUUGCUGCUAUUCCAUCCGUAUUUGGAAAAGGUAUAAAGUUUGCCAUCAAGGAGGGCAUGGUGACUGCUGACAUUAUAGGAGUGGCCAAUGAGGAUAGCCGUCGCAUUGCUGCCAUCCUCAACAAUGCUCAUUACCUGGAAAACCUGCACUUUACCAUCGAUGGACGGGAUACUCACUACUUCAUUAAACUCGGCUCUCUGGAGGAAGACUUGGCUCUCAUAGGUAACACGGGAGGGAGGCGGAUCUUAGAGAAUGGUGUCAAUGUUACUGUGUCCCAGAUGACUUCUGUGAUGAAUGGGAGGACCAGACGCUUUGCAGAUAUACAGCUCCAACAUGGUACUCUGUGCUUUAAUAUUAGGUAUGGAACCACUGUAGAAGAGGAAAAGAACCAUGUGUUAGAAAUGGCCAGACAGCGAGCUGUUGCUCAGGCCUGGACUAAGGAACAGAGGAGGUUGCAAGAAGGGGAGGAGGGGAUCAGGGCCUGGACAGAGGGAGAGAAGCAACAGCUCCUGAGCACUGGGAGGGUACAAGGCUAUGAUGGUUAUUUUGUCUUGUCUGUUGAGCAGUAUCUAGAACUUUCUGACAGUGCCAACAACAUUCACUUUAUGAGACAGAGCGAAAUAGGCAGGAGGUAACAAAAAAAAUCUCUGCCUUUGCGUCACCAAAGACUGCCUGUUUUUCAAACACAAAAUGGUUUAUUGUAUUGGUUUUCUAGAUCAGAACUCUGUAUGUGUAAAUAUGGAGGAAAAACAUAUCUAACUGCCUUUCAAUGUGACAGAAGAUGGUAUUUUAAUAUUGUUUCUUUCAAUUCUUUAAGAAAUGACAGAAAAGAUUUUUAGUUCUUGUGUGGUAGUAUUCAAAAUCCCACAAGUACAGCUCAAACAACGAAAAAGACCGAGUUUUCGGAAGACACCACUCUCAGUCUGUCGUGUUGGGUGUGUGUUGAAGUAAACAGAAAGAACCCAAGGUUCUAUCUAUCUCUCAUGACAUCUUUAACUAUCAACCUAACUUGAAGACUAUUGAAAAGCUUUCUCUAAAGUCUUUGCACUUCUAAAGACUGCCAGCCAUUUCACAUUUUACAGAGCUGUUUUAGAAAACUUUCAAAUCAGUAAGAAAAUGCACUCAGUGGCCAUCUCUCUGAGAACAUUUCCCUUUACUCCCUGGAAGUAAAUGCUAUGUUGUACUGAGUGCUGUCUGACACUUCCCUUUCUGUGGGCUUGGUCCUUGUGUCUAUAUGCUAUCGAGCAACUGGCCAACUCACUCUUUCCAAAACAGUCUGUUUGGAUUAAAGUUCUCACCAGACUGACCAGAUGUAUUGGCAUGACAUAAACACAGUCUUUCUUCACUUAUUAUUAACCUGCCUAGGAAAUCUCUCAUUUCUAUAUUGGGUUUGGUCAUGGCAUCACACCCGAGGAUGCAGAGUUUCUACUGCACUCACUCCAUUUGCCAAAAGACUGACUGGGUGGGAAUUUGAAACAUCUGCAGUGAGGCGUCAGAACUUCUUAGGAAGAACACAUGAGAACUAACACCUGAAAGCUAGACAUGGUGCUUCCUUAACCUACACGAACUGCCAUCGAUGGUGUACCUACUCUACCAGAGGCAUUAUUAACAAGCCAAACUCCCAAGAGGCACCAGGCAUCAUAAUGGCUGGCAUGAUGUGCUCCCACUUCCACAUUUAUCUUCCAAGUUUUGCAGCUAUUUAUUGAACAUUUCCCAGCCACAUUAAUGCCAGAGGACUAAGUGAACUCAGGAGCCUCUCCAGCCCCAAUAUUUCAACUAAGUGGUGGGGUGGGCAGAUUUUUAGUCACAAAGCAUUCAUCUCCCAUAGGUUUAGCUUAUUGUUGCGCUCUGCCUUCUUAUCUAAUCAUCUCCCCUGCCGAGGAGAAUGGCCCUUUUCUAAGAAGGGUUUUGGCUAACUUUGGACUUGGAAAUACUGAGUCAGGAUUCCUGUUGAGAUCGGCCAUACUCUUCCUAUCGCUCCUGCUUGAAAAGAAAGCCCCUGGUGAGCUCUGGGUGCUUUGUGCCCAGUGGAUAGACAAAUGGCCUGGAAAUGCUAGAUAAAGAGGCUGUAACUGCGAGGACAGAGCUGGUACUCUGUGUCCCCCAAGCCAACCUGAGAGCUUUCAAAAGUGCAGAGCGUUCAGGGUGCGUAUAGCGGCAGUUUGGAGUCUUUGCAACUGCUACCCACCUGCCCCAGGUGGUUCUUGACCUCCUUCUUUCAAAAACAUCUUAACCUAGAUUACGCAGUCACAUUAAGGUUUUUGAGAAGAGCUGAACCAAUGAAGGCAAGGGUUCACCAACAGGAGAGAGAGGCUGCGUUCAAACAUUUCAUUUCCAAAGACUUGGGCUUGGCAUUGAUCACCAUUCCAGUCUUACACGGGUUUUCAAAAUGAGAGAGUUCUCGCUCUCUCAUCUAUGUCUGUUUGGAAGCUCACAAGCUUGCCAAACUGUUAAUCCAGACUGAUGUUAAUGGCACGGCAUUUCUUCAGGAUGGAAGGAACACUAUCAUUUCUGACCAACCAACUUGUUGACCGUUUGAAUACUUCCACACCAGCCUAAAAAUGCACCUUCAGGUUGUAGACAAACACAAAAUAAUUUAGGAACUCUUAUAGCAAGUGCAUUCAGAAAACGUGAUGUAUGUUAUCACUGAUCCAAAUGUCAAGAUUCGAUUCCAUUUUAUUUCUAUUUUAAGCAAUUAUUCUACUGUUUUGCAACUCACCGAUGUCUCCAUGAGAAACAAAUAUUGUGAUCUUUUACUUAAUAGGAAUUACCUUGAACUGUGCAUUUCUAGUUUGUAAUACAUAUUUAGUGAGCUUGUGCCUUUCGUUUCUUAAAGUUAUAUUUGUAUUAUAAUCGGGAAAUGCACUUUCUAUUAACUUGCAGCUAUGGUUUUCAUACUGCCUUGAAAUACCGCUUUUCUCUUUAUUACCCCCAAAAGGUUAGCAUCCAUGGUUAGUAGUAAUUCUAAGAGAUAUUUGGGGACAUUUCUAAAUGAGACCAUGGAGAUCUAGUUAACGUAUAUAGCUCCUAUUCAGUGGAAAAGGCAGAGAAUGCCUUCCUUCACUGAACAUUCCUCUGCAAUUUGAAAGAGUUCAAUUGCAUUUCCUGAUUCAGAAAGUGUGGAAGCAUUACACAAAUUAAUUACUCAUGACACAUGGGAGGCGGAAGCUACAAAGCCAAGCACAAGUCAACUAAGCUACUGAGAGACACUGUAUCUGCACUCUUCCACUUGGAAGAAACCAAGCCGAUAUGGAGGCAGGGAAUAAAUACUUUGUCUCCAUGCUAAUUUUUGCCAGCCAGGCCAAUUUUAUUUUGCCUUUCAAAUCUUUUUUUUGCACUAAACAUUUUUAGAGAUCCAAAUGAGCAUCAAAGUGCAACUUUUAAGAGGCAUCUCGAUAGUUAUUUUUAUGUUGCCAAUCUAAUGACUAUGGAUUAGCAGCAGAAUGACUCCUACCAAAAAUGGGACGAAAACUUCUAAUAUACACACUACCUUAAAGAAAAACAUCCCCAUGCUAAAAGAGAUAAAUAUCUUCUUUUAACCCUUCCACAAAACAAUAUGUAAAAUAACUUUACUGCCAAUUUUUGAAGAGAUCUAGACUAUAUAUAAAUAUAUAUAUAUAUAUUCACUAUAUAAAAAUAUAUAACCUACACAACAUAGACAAGUGUACAAAAACUUGACAGUGCAUAACUUGGUGUGCUAACUGCUUAGAUGGACAGUUAUAAAACUUACUCAUUUCUUAAAAUGCCUUCUCUUUUUAUCAUUAUUCAUAUACUUUUCCAGCAUUUCAUUAUAUGCAUUCUAUGCUGCUUUAAAAAAAAAAAAAACAUUUUCCUGGCCACCCCAGGCCCUCACU